Dermacentor silvarum is the source of this 2771-nucleotide messenger RNA. RefSeq names its product S-adenosyl-L-methionine-dependent tRNA 4-demethylwyosine synthase TYW1-like. The record is from RefSeq and is a predicted model, not a curated record. Gene Ontology annotation, biological process: wybutosine biosynthetic process. The transcript is spliced from 14 exons. Gene Ontology annotation, molecular function: 4 iron, 4 sulfur cluster binding; FMN binding; catalytic activity. Lineage: Eukaryota; Metazoa; Arthropoda; Arachnida; Ixodida; Ixodidae. The coding region runs from base 120 to 2174 and encodes 684 amino acids.
UUGCUAUCAGUGAUGCGACGUCGCGGGCGUGCACGCAUCAUCUGUGGUGGUACUGCUGGACUGCGAGAGACUCUGCACGAUUUGCAAAAAUUAAAGUCAUUAGACGGCAAUUUGCCGUGAUGAUUCAAAGCACUGUCCGGUGCGUUGUGACGUCUCUUAUUUGUGCGCUGCUGAUUUUCCACACGGCGCAAGCGAAAGGACUUGUCAAUGAAAAAUCAACAAGCGACUGGUAUCCCAGCAGCUACACCACAACGCUAUGUGGGGGUGUCUUAGCAGUGCUAUUUUUUGUUGUUGCUAGAGAAAAGCUCAACCUUACCAAAAUAAAGACACAGGACCCUUUUAAACAAAGACAGAGGAAACGUAAUGGGAAGUCUGUGAAAGUCCUAUACGGGACUCAGACUGGAAAUGCAAAGAUUUUGUCGGAGAAACUUGCAGCUGAGUUGGACGCACUGGACUAUGAUGUGGAAAUGGUCAACUUGAAGCAUGUGGAGCCAGAGGAAUGCCUGCUUGGUCAGGUGAAAGCAAAGGGUCUUUGUAUCUUCAUCGUGUCAACAUACGUGGACGGAUCAGCACCAGAUGAAGCCACAUGGUUCUACGAUUGGUUGAAGGAUACAUAUGCAGAUUUCCGAGUGCACAAGUACUACCUCCAGGGUCUCGACUAUGCCAUCUAUGGCCUGGGAGACUCGGCCUAUGGUGACAGUUACAACAAGGUUGCCAAGGACAUGGAUUUCUGGCUGUCCAAACUGCAUGCAACACCGGCGGUUCCCCUUUGUCUCAACGAUGAAAGUCAGGAUGAAGGAAAAUAUGGAACAGGCAAGUUUCCAGCUUGGAAAGACGAUAUUAUAGCAUACCUGAAAGGAAGGCCAUCGAUCACCACUCAGCCUUGUGAACCUCACACUGCACCAGAAGACAUGGCUUAUGAAAGCUCGAGUGAUGAAGGUGAACCUGAACUGAUUGACCUGGAAGACCUUGGCAAUGUUAAAGGCACUGCCAAGUUGAAGGAGCAGGCAUCCAAGACAGCCAAGAAUGGAGAGGCUCGGCAAGACAUGCUGACCCCGCUGCUGCGCCAGUCGCUGGGAAAGCAGGGCUACCGCCUCAUUGGCUCCCACUCGGGGGUGAAGCUGUGCCGCUGGACCAAGGCCAUGCUGCGCGGUCGUGGCGGCUGCUACAAGCACAGCUUCUACGGCAUCGACUCGCAUCGCUGCAUGGAGGCCACCCCGAGCCUCGCCUGUGCCAACAAGUGUGUCUUCUGCUGGAGACACCACACGAAUCCUGUGGGGACAGAGUGGAAGUGGAACAUGGACGAACCCGAGAUGAUUGUGGAGAAUGCGCUGAAGAACCACUACAAGAUGAUAAAUGAGUUCAAAGGGGUUCCCGGCGUGCUGCGCGAGCGUCUGAACGAGGGCUUACAGGCGCGUCACUGUGCCCUCUCUCUGGUUGGAGAGCCCAUCAUGUAUCCCAAGAUUGGGCGAUUGGUGCGCCUUCUGCACGACAGGGGCAUCUCUACGUUCCUGGUGACCAACGCUCAGUUCCCCGACGCUCUGCGGGAACUCGGGCCCGUCACGCAGCUAUACGUGUCGGUGGAUGCCAGCAAUCGCGAGGCGCUCAAACGCAUAGACCGGCCUCUCUUUCCCGACUUCUGGCAACGCUUCCAGGACAGCCUCACCACCCUUGCGGACAAGGGUCAGAGGACAGUCUAUAGGCUGACCUUGGUCAAAGAGUGGAACAUGGAUGAAAUGCAAGGCUAUGCCAACCUUGUGGGACUCGGCAAGCCGGAUUUCAUUGAAAUCAAGGGUGUGACAUACUGUGGCGAGUCCAAAGGUGCCCACCUGACCAUGAGCAAUGUGCCCUGGCACGAAGAAGUGCUGUCCUUUGUGAAGCAGCUGGUGGCCUUACUUCCCGACUACAGCAUCGCCUCGGAGCAUGAGCACUCCAACUGCGUGCUCGUUGCACACAAUAAGUUCUGUGUUAACGGGCAGUGGAACACGUGGAUUGACUACGAGCGCUUCCACGAGCUGGUGCAGAGAUUCUACCAGACAGGCGAGUCGUUCACCUCACUCGAUUACAUGGCACCACUCCCUCAUUGGGCAGUGUUUGGGGCCAGGGAACGCGGCUUCGACCCCAACGACACCAGGAUGCUCAGAAGAUCCAAGAAAGACAUCAGUGGAUGCUAGGCCUAAUCCAAGUGGAUGCUAGGCCCUUGAACUCUCAGACGUUGGUAGUGAAAUGUGCAUGUGAGCACUCCAUAGUGUUCAAUCCAUUUUGAAAUCUAAAGGAUUACAUAUACAGCAUUGCUGGAAAGGCACCGAGGAAGGAUGAACACCCGAGCCUGAAAAAACCUUUCAUGAGUGUUUCACAGUGCCUAAGCAAGCACACCAGCAAGCUUGCGAUAAAAAGUUGACAGCUGCACAUGUUGUAUCACGUACACUUGGUCACUACAACAUGGCUGAUGAAAACUUAUGCUCUGAGUCACAGUGUGUGAUAAAGUGACACUGUGUUAAACAAGCUCAUUUUCAAAUGAUUUGCGCAGUAUUACUAUCUCUGUUUCGGAUUGGGCAGCUGGAGUGAAACAGAUCCACAGUUGUUGCAAUGAAUUGGACAAAAGCCGAUACUGUAGCCCAACAUCUUCUUGGUGCCGUUGUGACAUUCAAGAAGGCGGCAGCUUUUACCUGCAGGUCUCAUUUUUGGAUCCUGCACAUUAAAAGCUGUUGUGUGUAUUAAAUGCAUAUGAAUGUGGUUUUGUUUUAUCAGUUGUUAGAAGGAGGUUUUUU